AUGGUGGAGGGCCCGGGCUGCGCGCUCUACGGAGAGAGGCUGCGGGCGCGGGUGCGGCGGGGCCAGGCGGUGCGGAGCGCGCGGGGCAGCGCUCCGCCAGCCGCAGCCGGCGGCGCGACUGCUGCAAGUGAAGAGAGAACCUCUGGUCACAAUUUCCUUAUUGGGCAUGUUUACAGGGGUGUGGAGACAUUGGGAAAGGAACUUUUUAUGUAUUUUGAUCAGAAAGCUUUGAGGAUUCACUUUGGUAUGAACGGUUCCAUGCGCAUUAAUCCGGAUGGAAGCAAAGACAGAAAUGGAGCGCUACCAGUUUUGGAGAUACAGCUUACAGAGGAUACUGUUUGUUUUUUUGAGGUGACAGUAGAGUAUAGAAAUGCAGCUGAGAGUGAGCAGAAAGUGAGAAUGAUGGAAAGCUUGGAUGUCUGUUCUCCAAAGUUUAGCUUCUCAAGAGCAGAAAGUGAGAUUAAGCAGCAGAAAACCCGCAUGUUGUGUGAUGUGUUACUGGAUCAAGCAGUAUUACCUGGAGUGGGAAAUAUCAUAAAAAAUGAAGCACUGUUUGACAGUGGUCUUCAUCCAGCUGUUAAGGUUUGCCAACUGACAGAUGAGCAUAUACGUCACUUGGUGAAAAUGACACGUGAUUUUACCCUGCUUUUUUAUAAGUGCCGCAAAACUGGGUCUCCACUCUACAAACACUACAAAGUAUACAAGCGCCCAGCCUGUGGUCAGUGCAAUGGGAAGAUCACUGUGUGUCGUUUAGGAGAGCGUAACAGGAUGACUUACUUCUGCCCUCCCUGUCAAAAGGCGGAUCCCCAGCUUGUCAAUGUUAGCAAACUGCCAACUAGAAACAGCCUAAUUGGCUGGGCAUAUGGCAGGGGGUCAUGUUCUAAUGAACAUGUAGCUCAGAAAUCUGAAGAGGAGUGGACAUGUAUGCGCUGUACCCUAAUAAACAAGCCUUCUGCUGAAAUUUGUGAUGCCUGCUUGACUUCAAGGCCUGAAGUUCCAAAGACAGAGAAUGUUGAAGAUUCUGCAGCCUUUAACAUAAACUUAAUGAAGUACCCUUGUAAUGAUUUCAGAAAACCAAGCACAGAAAUAAAGAUCAAUAGGAAAGCUGCAUUUGGAACUACAACUCUUGUCUUAACAGAUUUUGGUAACAAAGCUGCUUUGAGAAAUGAUACCCAAAUAUCCAAUGGACACUCUCAGUGUGUUGCUCCAAAAAGCAAUUGUAAACAAAUCCAAAACAAUGUCUACCAGUCAGGGGGAAGCACAGACAAGGACUGCUCAACACACGUAACUGCUAUGGCUUUGUCCUCCUGUCAGCAACCUCUCUCUUUCAAACACGUACAGAAGAAACAGAAAACUGAUCAUAUACCCUCAGUUCACCAAUAUAAUAUAGCAAUGAGCACACCUCAAGCUAAUAUGACAGAUGAUAAUCACAUGUUAGGCGUGAGCCAUCCUCGCUGCAGUAAACACAGCCGUCUCUGCAGCCUCAGAGUUGUGAGAAAGGACGGAGAAAACAAGGGCAGGCAGUUUUAUACCUGUCCUCUACCCAGGGAAACUCGGUGUGACUACUUUCAAUGGGCUGACUUGGAUUUUCCAUUUUGUAACCAUGGCAAGAGAUGUGUUAUGAAGACUGUGUUGAAGAUUGGUCCCAAUAAUGGAAAGAACUUUUUUGUGUGCCCUCUUGGGAAGGAAAAACAGUGUGGCUUUUUCCAAUGGGCAGAAAAUGGGCCAGGUAUGCAGGUUAUUCCUUGAUGUCGAUGUUCUAGUUAUCUGCUCCUCAGGAUGUCUUAAGUGCAUAAAACUUUCCUAGUAAUUUCUGGUUUUGUUUUGUCUUUUUCCCUGUUCACUGAUUAACUAGUUAAAUAGCUCCAACAAGGUAAAGAACUGCAGAUUUGGAAAGAGUAAUUUUACAUAGUCCCAUAAAAAUUAAACACUGCUUGUAUGCUGCAUAGUAUUUUGAAAUAAACUUCUAGCUUGCAAUAUAUUGUGAUAUACUGUUAUUUCUAAUAAAAAAAUUGAACUGUUUUCUUUUUUCAUGUAAAUGCCACUGAAGUUUGACAGCACUGCAUACUUUUAAGCAUAUGUGAUUAGAC
Gymnogyps californianus (California condor) is the source of this 2090-nucleotide messenger RNA. RefSeq names its product nei like DNA glycosylase 3 (gene NEIL3). Gene Ontology annotation, biological process: base-excision repair. The record is from RefSeq and is a predicted model, not a curated record. Gene Ontology annotation, molecular function: damaged DNA binding; DNA N-glycosylase activity; zinc ion binding. Bases 1 to 1749 code for a protein of 582 amino acids. The transcript is spliced from 10 exons. Gene Ontology annotation, cellular component: nucleus. Lineage: Eukaryota; Metazoa; Chordata; Aves; Accipitriformes; Cathartidae.